AUGGCACUCGCGGGCUCCCAACAGGCUUGUGCCUACGGUCCUGUGGCUAUACUUUUACUCGAGUAUGAAGCUGGCACGCACAGCGAGCUUGAUCUUGGAGUCACUUGGAGAGCCCCGGUGGAUUGGUCUCCUGCUCGGGGUCGGUUCUACACAAGCCGGUACUUGGCUGGCAGCGGGAAUGCAAGGGGAUCCAUCGUCAUUUCUUUUCGGGCAAAUGAUGGUCCUUCUGGGGACUGUUACUCUCCAGGUAUCGAGGCAGUCGAGUACGUCGACAUUAUGAUCCUCCAGAUGAUACCGUGGUAUGUUCGUUUGUAUGGCCACACGCUACAGGUUUCGUUGGAUGGCCGAAACGUGGAGUUUUGGUCCGUGGUUAGACUGAUGAGAUUCACACCAGCAGAAGAUCGCAAAGCUCCUGCUGCUGUGGAGAUUGCUCUGCGAGUUUCUAUUGCAACCCAGGCCGUAACUCUGACGAUCCAAUAUGACAAGGGAUUUCUUCACAUCGACGAGCAUCCUCCAGAUGCAAACCGUGGAUUUGAUCUGCCUUCCGCAGUUAUCACUUUCCCAAGGUGCCGUGUGUUCAAACAAUUCCAAAGUGAUGAUGUCGGUCACUCGCACAUUUUGGCUGUUGUUCAGAGCCAGCGUCCAAUGCAAAUAUAUAGCGAAGUUUCAUUGAUGCAACUGGCCACACCGGAUUUCAGCAUGCCGUACAACGUGAUCACCCUGACGUGCACAGUUCUUGCGCUGUACUUUGGCUCGCUGUUAAACGCUCUGAGGCGAAGGAUAGGCGAGGAAGAACGAGAAAGCAAAGAAGGGAAGAAGGCGGGGCUUCUGAGCCAAAAGCUCAAGUGGCUGAGAAACGAGAAGCACAUGAGAGUGAUCAAGGUGAUACUGGUGGUGAUAAUUGGUGUGGCUGUAAAUCACUACUUGAGCUCGUCAUGAUGGCACUCUGGGCUCUCGGAGAAAUCAUUCUGUCCAGACUCCUCUGGAGGUAUUUCGAGAGAACAAAAAAAUGUGAAAACUGGCGCUUGCAUUUUCCAUACACCUGACAGAAAGAGAAAAGCGAGGAGCUUUGGGACAGCUUCUCUUGUAGCUUCCGGGCGAUAAAAACUGCUCUUUGCUAGAUCCAUGGAGGAAGAUGUACAAGUUAAAAACUCUUUUCUUGGGUUGGAUACUUA
Molecule: messenger RNA, 1175 nt
Organism: Selaginella moellendorffii
Lineage: Eukaryota; Viridiplantae; Streptophyta; Lycopodiopsida; Selaginellales; Selaginellaceae
Product: GPI transamidase component GPI16
Exons: 5
Coding region: 1-939 (312 amino acids)
Biological process (GO): attachment of GPI anchor to protein
Cellular component (GO): GPI-anchor transamidase complex
Source: RefSeq, a predicted model, not a curated record